AUAUCUGUAUAAGAAAUUCCCGAGUCACUUUAAGCUGAGGUAUCUCCUCCGCGCGACGAUGUCGGAGACUCGCCGGAAUCAAUCUAGCCAUGAACGAAUCGACAAAUCGGAGAUUCAACGCCAAAGACUUGUAAUUGAGAACAGUCAUGGUGAGAAACUCGUUGGAGUUUUGCAUGAUACGGGUUCUAUAGAGACUGUUGUCAUCUGCCAUGGAUUUCGGUCAUCAAAGGAUCGGAUUCCAAUGCUGACCAUUGCCAGUUUCUUUGAAAGAGCGAUGAUCAGUUCUUUCCGGUUUGACUUCGCUGGCAACGGGGAAAGCCAAGGAUCAUUUCAGUAUGGUAACUAUCGCCGUGAAGUUGAAGAUCUGCGCUCUGUUCUGCAACACUUGCGUGGGGUUAACCGUGAGAUUUCUGCGAUAAUUGGACAUAGUAAAGGUGGAAAUGUGGUGCUUUUGUAUGCAGCAAAGUACAAGGAUGUGCAGACUGUUGUGAAUAUCUCGGGCCGGUUUUUUCUUGAGAGAGGAAUCGAAGGCCGGCUUGGUAAGGACUAUUUCAAGAGAAUCAAAGAGAAUGGAUUCAUAGAUGUUAGUAACAGAAAGGGAAAGUUUGAAUAUCAGGUAACAGAAGAGAGUCUAAUGGACCGUCUCACAACCAAUGCUCAUGAAGCAUGUCUCUCAAUUCAUGAAAACUGCAGGGUCUUAACAGUUCAUGGGUCAAAUGAUAGGAUCGUGCAUGUAACAGAAGCGUCCGAAUUUGCCAAAUAUAUAAAGAAUCAUAAGCUGUGUCUUAUUGAAGGAGCUGAUCACGAGUUCACUUCUCAUCAGCAUCAGCUUGCUUCAAUUGUUCUCUCAUUCUUCAAAUUGGAUCCCAAGAAAGAUGAUGAGUCAGGAGAUAUCAGUACAAGUAACCAAGACUCCAUGAGAUCAGUUGUUACUAUUACAUCGCGAAUUUAAACAGCUUAGCUGAGUUAGUUGAUGUCUCAGGUGUGAUAAUAAACGGUUUGAUAAAUC
Arabidopsis arenosa is the source of this 1009-nucleotide messenger RNA. Lineage: Eukaryota; Viridiplantae; Streptophyta; Magnoliopsida; Brassicales; Brassicaceae. The record is from the annotation of a GenBank genome assembly.